Molecule: messenger RNA, 1461 nt
Organism: Helobdella robusta
Lineage: Eukaryota; Metazoa; Annelida; Clitellata; Rhynchobdellida; Glossiphoniidae
Exons: 11
Coding region: 1-1461 (486 amino acids)
Biological process (GO): monoatomic ion transmembrane transport; chemical synaptic transmission; regulation of membrane potential
Cellular component (GO): postsynaptic membrane; synapse; neuron projection
Molecular function (GO): transmembrane signaling receptor activity; acetylcholine-gated monoatomic cation-selective channel activity
Source: RefSeq, a predicted model, not a curated record
AUGUGUGGCCUUCAUGAAGACCGCCUGAUCAAUCACAUCUUCACGAAGAGAGGUUACAACCCAAUGAGUAGGCCUGUCGAAAAUGAAAAUGAUACACUGGAAGUUUCAUUCAAAAUCAGCCUGCAACAGAUCAUUGAUGUGGAUGAAAAAAAUGAAAUGCUACACACAAACAUAUGGCUAACAUACGACUGGAGGGAUUGGAAUUUGAAAUGGGACCCAGACGAUUACGGGGGUCUUAGGGAAACCAGGCUUCCCUCCAAACAAAUAUGGACACCGGACAUUCUUCUCUACAACAGCGCCGACCAAUCGAUUGAUAGCAAAUUGUGGACAAACGUCAUCGUCAAUAGCGAUGGUUCCUGUAACUGGAUUCCUAUUGGAUUGUACACAUCAUCGUGCCCAAUAAACAUAAGAUGGUUUCCGUUUGAUGACCAAAAGUGCAUUAUGAAGUUCGGUUCUUGGACCUAUGACGGCGGCAAACUUAAUCUGACGCAAGGGAAGGUUGAAGAAGAUGUCGAUAUAUCCACAUACCAGCUAAGUGGAGAGUGGAAGUUAUUAAAAGCUAAAGGAAUUAGAAAUACACAGUCGUACGAUUGCUGCCCGGGAAGUCCAUACUUGGACAUAACCUUUGAAUUUCACAUGAGAAGAAGGACCCUUUACUACGGGUUCAACCUUAUCAUACCCUGUGCCCUCAUCUCGCUUUUAUCUUUACUUACUUUUAUUCUGCCUCCAGAUGCUGGUGAAAAAAUUGGACUGGGAGUUACCAUUCUUCUUUCACUUUCUGUAUUCCAAACGAUCGUGGCUAACAUGGUGCCUCCAACAUCCAUGGCUGUUCCGCUGGCAGGCGUAUACUUCUUAGUCGUAAUGGCCAUGUCCACCAUCUCGGUAACUUCAACGGUCAUUGUGCUCAUCUUCCACCACAGCUCGCCUGACAUGAGGCAGAUGCCUUCCUGGAUCCGCACAGGCAUAUGCGAGUGGUUGGCCUGGUUAAUCAGAAUGUCACGGCCAGGCAAGGAACUGACGUUUGAGAAACUUCGGCGUAAGGCCAGUGUACGAGAACUUGAAUGUCGGAUUCCUCCGUCGCAGAGUCUGCUGGCCAACGUAGAAGACAUCGACAACACCAUCCAACUCAAUCAACGAUACUUCAAAUACAAUGUGGCCACCGGAGUCACUGCUGGCGCUGCUGCCGUCACUUCUAACGCGGCUGGAAUAUCCACACUUCGAAGCGAGAUCCUCAUGAUCCUGAAUGAGAUCCGCUUCAUAACGAGGAAGAUCAAAGAAGACACAAAGAUGUCGGAAGAGACGAGCGAUUGGAAGUUUGCAGCCAUGGUCAUCGACAGAACCUGCUUCUACCUCUUCACUGCCUUCCUCGCCCUUGCCACUCUAGUCCUUUUCUUCUCGGCUCCCAACUUUUUUGACAGCAGUCCUGAAUUGAUGAGUCCCGCUAAAAAUAAUACCACUUAA